UUAUCAUUAUUAUUUGUUAUUCAUCGUUGUUGUAAUUAUUAUUGUGAUGCUAAAUAUUGUAAAUAGUAUUUUUAUUCCCAUAGUAUCAUUGGCGUUAAUGUUGUUACUCUUCUUGACUCAUCACCGUUGUUGUUUACUUUCUCGUCCUCGUUGUCUGCCUGUUCACCACGGAAAUUAUAUUUUAUAUUUGAUUUUGAAUAUCUCGGACUCGGACUCCAUCCCUGUGGCACGUAGGCUUCACGCCGGCAUAGCGACGCCUCAGCACCUGCGACCCAGGGCAUACGGCAGCGAUUAGAAAAAAGAAAAGAAAAAAAAAAAAAACAGCGGUUGGCGGGGGGAAAAGUUUACUGUUGUGAUAGUUACAUUUCCGGUUGUGUGUGUUGCCACAUGGUAGGCCCUUAAUUUAUGGGCGCGGGCUUUAUCGUCUUCGCGAGGAGGAGCGAGAGAACCGGUUGUGAGGUGUAAUCCAACGCCCGUGGCCGCGGUUGCUCGAGAAAUCAAACCCGCUGUCGGGGCGAGGGCGUCGUCGUCGCACCCUGGCGGUUACGUAAGUCUCCUCGAGUAAUUAAUGAAGUGCCACGCCCUCCUCCUGCUCGUGCACGAGGCACUCCUGGUGGCACCGACGAGACAGGGAUACCCCAGAGGGGGCAUUGGCGUAGCAUCUCUAGAUUGUGCCCCAACGGCUGGCAUCGAGUCCGGAGACCGCGGGGUGAUACCCUCUUACCUGGGGUUGCUGUACGCUGCCACAUGAUUGAAUUACUGCAUUCUCCCACGCUCCGUACGUCACUCCGCGGCCGCGACCCUGGGUUCUUAUCGCUGCACAGUGCGCGUAUGACCUGUUCAGACCGUUCUCGGAUGGACGGCCGGGAAAUAUUAGAAGUCUAGAUGAUAAUGUCGGUGACGAGCACAGCAACUGGGCAGCAGUGCGGCAGCGAGUGGUCGCUAACCCGCUAACGAUGGCAGCCCUAAAUAGCCAUGGUGUUCCGGCGCACCUCGGGCUUCCCAUUGCUUUGUGAAGAAGCGUUAAAAAUGCAUAAGAGGUCCGCGCCCUUCACGAAGAAGGAAUGCAGUUCGCCGUGCGAAAGGCAGGAGAAUAAAGGGUGGAAGCGCGGCGGGGGCAUCCCCGCUGCACUGGCAGUCGUGAUCCUGGCAGGCCAGCUCCCACCACCGCCACCGCCGCGGCUGCCAGCAUCACCAUCACUACCGCCAGUCAUAGCCAGUAGUACUACGGCGUCCUUGAUAGUGCUUAGUGGGCCACUUUGUGGAGCCUCAUUGUUCCUGCUGCAGCCCUUCGGGGCCUCCCUGCUUCGCCGUUCAGUACCUGGAUGCCGCCCCUUGUCCCUCCGCUCGGCUGCCUCGUUAACCUGCCACGUGGGGCGCCAUGACAGCUUAAAGGGGCGGGGACUGGGCGGACGCGGCCCUUCCUUCAGGACACAGGAGAGUAAUAACACGAAACAAUAACAGUGUAAAGAUUGAGCCUAAGGCAAGUGAUUGCCGCAGCGAAGUGGCAGAGAGUAGACUAAGUGUCUUGAUUUUACCUGUGACUUGACUCACGUAUUUGUG
Penaeus chinensis is the source of this 1563-nucleotide messenger RNA. RefSeq lists its product as uncharacterized. Lineage: Eukaryota; Metazoa; Arthropoda; Malacostraca; Decapoda; Penaeidae. The transcript has 2 exons. The coding region runs from base 976 to 1461 and encodes 161 amino acids. The record is from RefSeq and is a predicted model, not a curated record.